GAGGUAGGGAUCAAGGAUAUUGGGGAGGCUGGGUUUGUAAUCAGCCCCUGGCUACAGUGAGGUGCUGUGAGUGAUUCCAAAUGCACGUGAGAGUUCCUGUGGGAAGCUGGCACAGACCAAAUCACCACGGUUUCAUAAAAGGAUGUCCUCUAGAGCUCAGGUUGAAAUUGAAGGCCAUCUUUCUCUUUUCUUUAGCUAUGUCCUUUGGGGUUUUUUUAUCUUAAAGCAGCUUCUCAGGUUUAGGUUGAAUAACAUGUUAAAGCACGUAAAUGGUUCUUUGAGACCAGAUAUGAUUUUAGGCAUUAUAAUAGCUAGAGGGAGAGCAAUUUCCAGUACAAAGGUCAGUAGUGUUCAUUUCUUUAUUGACUAUAGAGGGAGACUAGAAUUACAAGUGUUGGCAGAGUCCCAGCCUAAGCAAACAACAUGCUCUAUGAACUUUUGCUCACUUUGUUCUGUUCAGCACCACAUCUGUUUAGCUGCAUGGAUAACAGUAAUAACAUUUUAUUGCUUUGGCUGACAGCAGCAGAGCAAACACUCGGGUUCCUUUGAAAAUUGUCCCAGCAAAUGGCAGCGUUGCUGAAGGUUUAGUCACUUGCUUGUCAAGAGCUGGUACAGGAAGCCUCGUGUCAGAGCUAUGACUGAGCAUAACUGCAGCUGAAACAAGAAGGAAAUGAGUUGGCUCCGUGCUCACUUCAGAGACAGAGGACCCCGCAGAGGCCCUUCUUCAGAGACAGAAGCAAUGAAAAGGCAGAGCUCUGUUCAGGAGCAUGAGAUUAUUGAAUUACGGGCACAUAAUGUGGAGGAAAGUGAGACUGAUCAUGACAAGGCUCUAAAUGCUCAAAUGAGAAAGGAGAGAGAUCCCUGGAAAUCAUGCAGGGAUGUAGUUUUCUGGAAGUGUAAACUAUGGAUGGUUAUAACUACAAUAUUUCUAGUGAUCUUCCUGGUGAUUCUCAUCAGCCUAAUUCUUUAUUCUAAUGUUUACACAGAUGAGGAUGACUACUGGGAUCCUGAUGAACUACUAAGCAGUGGAAACUUUCACAAUUUUUCAGGAACAUUGGAGUUAAUGUGUGGUCUCCCACACUUCUCCUCUGAGGACAUUACUGAGAGGCUAACAGAAGUCUACAGUUCAUCUCCAGCUUUAGGACGUUACUUUAGGUCAGCUCAGGUGAUUUCUUUCAGUAAUGAAAGCUCCACUGUAAUUUAUCAGCUAGUGUUUUCUGUACCACCAUCAACAGAGGGAUUUAUGGAAAACAAUAUGAACCCGGAUUUUAUAAGGAACAUUUUGCGUCAGAAUAUUUAUGAUGAAGAUACUCUUAAUCCUGGGGCAUCUGAAUGUGACAGGUUAAAGCUCAACCCAACUUCUCUCACGUAGAAAUUAUGGAAAGAUUCCUCACCUUCAUCACCACCUAGAAGAGAUGGAAUUCCCUAUCUAUAAGCAAUCCCAGGGCAAGGAACUAUGCAUUAGGUAGAAACACUUCUAAAAUUGUUGUCCUGUAAAUAUUGCCUGUGAUGCAAUAUUGUAAAUGGAAAAUAUGGUAUAUUUAUGACGAUGUUGUAUUGCUACAGCACUACUACCUCCUUCUUUUAUAUCUCAAUAAUCCAUUUCACUCUUGAGAAAACCAUGCAUCUGAUACAUGUUCUGUUGACUUUGAAAGCUCUUCUUUGUCUUGCCUUAUGAUUAAAUCUGAAUGCUCUGCAUGAGCUUUAAAAGCAGUCUUGCACAUGGCUCCUUUUUCAUCUCUUGGCCUGUGCAAAAUUAUCUGCACAGCUUUAUCCUCAAUGCUCACUUCCACUCAAACUCAUAUCUGGUUUUUUUCCCUCCAAAUUUCACAUGCCAUAUUUCCUUGUUGCUAUUUCCUUGUAAAACAGCCUGAAAACAUACAUACAUACAUACAUAUAUAUAUAUAUAUAUUUGUAUUCUUUACUUAUGUGCAAGGUCUCUGCUCUAGCUUCUUAAGAACGCUUUAACUCUCAUGAUUUCCUUAUUCUUCCUACAGUCUCCUUGGUUAAGGUGCUCUUUGCUCUAUUUUUCUCUUCUUCAAUGUGAAAUAUGAAAGAAGAAGCAACAGCAUGAAGAGACAUGUCUUGUUCACUAACGCGUGCGAACAUCACAGGAAUUUUUAAAAGGUCGAAUUAGCAGUGUGCUUUUACAGUUAGCUACUGCUACCAGUGAAUAGACAGAUGCUUGACCUGUUUUUGUAAAUCUGAACACUACUCUAUGCCCUUAAUUAUCGUUCCUGCCCGGCACUGGGGAUAAAAAUGAACAGAUGUAAGGUAUUUGCCUUAAUAAGGCAGUAAAUAGUCGUUCUUGUUGAUGAGAGACCAGAUGAGAUGAAUCAGUGCCAAGAGAAAGGUGCCGAAGCAGGUGACAUGGGCCAGCAGUCAGUAGGCCAGUAACUGGCUAUAACAUAAAAACUAAGCAUUACUUUUAUGCAGAA
This is a messenger RNA of Cyanistes caeruleus (blue tit), 2438 nucleotides long. RefSeq names its product chromosome 3 C3orf52 homolog (gene C3H3orf52). The record is from RefSeq and is a predicted model, not a curated record. Lineage: Eukaryota; Metazoa; Chordata; Aves; Passeriformes; Paridae.